This is a messenger RNA of Seriola aureovittata, 2640 nucleotides long. RefSeq lists its product as uncharacterized. Bases 483 to 1448 code for a protein of 321 amino acids. The transcript has 3 exons. Lineage: Eukaryota; Metazoa; Chordata; Actinopteri; Carangiformes; Carangidae. Gene Ontology annotation, molecular function: catalytic activity. The record is from RefSeq and is a predicted model, not a curated record.
UAGGCUAUCAAGUUAGAGAUAAUUAGGUAAAUGAUCUUAGCUAUUCGGCUUAGGAGGCCAUCAAACUGUUGUUUCAAUCAAACAUUUAUCAGCCAGAGGGCUAGUGCACCACUCUAGACUGCAGAAGAAGAAGAAGAAGAAGAAGAAGAAGAAGAAGAAGAAGAAGAAGAAGAAGAAGAAAAAAAAGAAAAAGAAAGGAGGAAGGAGGAAGUAGAAAGAAAUGGAAAGUUGUCAGGCUGGAUAUGGGAGGCAUUAGCUAACAGAUAACACACCCAUGACACAUUCACGAGUGUUUUCUGUCAGCCCAUACUUUAAAAUGUGGCAGUUUGGUAUCUGUCAGCAGUGACGUAUGUGGCGAACCGGUAACACCGGAACCGCUGUCACUGUUUUCAUUGCUGUUUGUGCUUAUUACGCGAAACUUUACUACGAGCCGAGGGAAGCAGAAAACAGGUCCGUCUUCCUCCCACUUUCUACGUUACUUUAUGCUGUUCACAAGGUUCAUUAUUAGAAGAAUGUCUUCCACUCUUUCCCGUCACGUCAUCUGGGAGUCCGAGGGGCUGGUGGCGUACCUUCACCCGCGGCCCUGGACCCCUGGCUCUGUUAUCCUGGAGAGCAGCACCGCUGGCAGCCCAGGAGGAAGCAUCUUCCACCUGCAGGAGCCGGAGUAUUUAUCCUGGCUGCUGGGGGCGAGAGCUGUCGCUGAGCUGCUGUGUGACAGGUUGGGGGUUCGGAGGUGUGCGCUGGUCAGCAGACCCCACAAAGACAAACCUGCCCAGAUCAGUGUCCUCCCCCUUCAUGGUCUGGAUGCAGAGUGGCGUCCUCACCUGGCAGGAGAGGAGGAGCACAACGCCCACGACCCAGGGUACUGCACCUCCAAGACUGCCCCCCGAUGGAGCGACUCUAGCCUAACUGACACCCAAACCAAGAUUCGAGCCAAACUCCCGUUACCUGACGCCCCUCCCAAUCUGACCUUCCUCGGGGACGAUCCGACUCACCCUGGCUUGUUCUCGCGCAUAGUUCGAGGGGAAGAGCAGCAGUGGCGGGUGUGGGAGGACGAGGGUCAUGUGGCCUUUCUCACGCCUUUCCCCAACUCCCCUGGCUUUACUGUGCUGGUCCCUCGCCGACCUUUGACCUCUGAUAUAUUCAGACUAGAAAAAGCGGACUACGAAGGACUGGUGCUGGCAACCAGGAAGGUGUCGCAGCUUCUUGAGGAGGGGUUGGGUGCCUGCGGGGUGGGGCUUAUUUUUGAGGGUUUUGAGAUUGAUUAUGCUCAUGCCAAGCUGAUACCACUAUUUCAACCUUCAUCAUCUGGGGCAGGAGAUGAUGUCGCUAAACCCAGAUCACCCCAGUUUUACCCCACUUACCCUGGAUAUGUGACCUCAGAAGACGGACCUGAGGCCAGCCUGGAAAGUCUGAAGGAGAUUCUCACCAAAAUCACUCGGAUUUAAAACUAAUAACCAAAGUUUGAUUCCUACUUGUGUGCCUGUGUGAAUCAUGAAAGGAAUUCCUCUGUGCUUAAGUUGAGCGAGAAUAACAAAAACACAACUUAAAAUGUGGCGGUCAUUUUACGACGGGAUCACGCGACGCAGUCAUUGCUACAUUAUUGACGAGCGUCACAGCUGGUGUAAUCAAUCACAAGAUGGUCUGUAGUUUUACCUCAUGUCUUAGAGUGGACGGGAAUGAUUUAAACUGGGAUACAGUGAUCCGUGACUUAAAUGAAUGUGAGCCAGGAGCGUAAACUGGAUGGCAAAUGGGUUGUUCCCUAAUUCCAACCUCUCUAUUUCCAACCCCCCUUGCUCGGACCACACCCGUCUACGGACUUGUCCUUCAUUUUGAUUCCAACUACGCACCUGUAAAUUUUCAUGACUGUAUCUUUCACGGUUGAAACGCUAUAUCAGUAACAUCUGUCCACAGAUGGACAGAUAAACACCUGCCAAAGGACUCAAAACCACCUCUGUGGUAGUUCCUACUGCAGUAGGUGUAUCCAGCAUUUUUGUUGCCAAUACUGGCUGUACUGGAUAACCUGUUUUUUUAAGUGGACGUCUUAUAAGUCGUGUCUUCAGACAGUCACCGAGCACAGUGAUGCUGCUUGGCAGUGUAUAAUCAGCCGAGUAAAACGAUGCCAAGUGAAGUGAUUUGUUGCCAGUCGAGUGGAACAUCACAUUAAGAAAUCAAGCGUCUGAUUAAAGAAUUAAAUCAAAGCGGAGGCUGCAAAACCAGCAGUGUGCUUCUAUCAGUUGUGCAGGAAACUGAAUACGAUCUCAGUCGUAAAAAGCUGCAUGUGAUAAACUGAUUGAACCAAAAUGUAAAAGUGAAGUACAGCUGAUGGUUUGUACAAAUGAGAAACUCUGUCCAAAAUAAUACAAGAUGCCAUAUCAUCAAAAAUAAGUCCUGUCAGCUCAUACAUAUUUUGAAAUGUAAUUUAUAUGAUAUGAGACUCAUUAGUAUGUGUAUUUUUAAAUAGUAAGCCUUUUUUAUUUUAAGUAUCUGUGUAAAAUUUACUUUCUGAAAUCAAAAUAUGAAAUGCAAAGACAACUCUGCACCUAAGAUUCUGUCACACAUGUACUGUGAGAUGAACACUUGUACAAUUGUACUAUGUAUAAUGAAGUUUUUUGUUAAAAUAAAGACUUUUUUAUAUCA